CGCAUGGGCAUUGUGCUAUUCUUAGACUUAUGACACUCUUCAUGAGAGAAGUACGGCCUCGUGCAGUUUGUGUGCUGCGUAUAGCGUUCUAUUAUUUUAUUUUUCAAUAUUAUUUCUUUUAAUGUUGUUUUACGCCAAAAAUUCGGAUUAAAUAUCUUUUCAUUUACGGCACGAUUGCAUCUAGUUUAGUGUUCAAUUAAUGAAGUAUUUAUGCAGAUUCGAUUUUGACGAGACUACAUUUAGUCCUCCAUCUCACGACGACAGCUUCUUUUAUAUACGGUAUCCAAAGACACAAAAUCGAUUAUCAGUUUCGCAAGACUUUCGACCAAUUGAUGAAGUUUUUAAUGAACAAAAUAUUACUCCAUCAACAAAUAAUAUAAAAACACAAGAUACGCAGCAACAGAUUAUUGAAGAGAAGAAAAAAAAUCAGGAGAUUGAUUUUAGCAAGCAUCCUUUAUCUUGUCAACAAUUUAUACCAACAACAAAUAAAGGCAAUGACACUAAAUCAAGUCUAAAAACAUCAACCAACAAUACGAAAAUUACAAAAUCACAAGGAAUAGAUGAUGGAUUUCAUGGUGAAUCAGCACUUUGUGGAAAAUCGAUUGUUCUUGUAGCCAGUCAGAUAAUGUCUAACAAACUUCACGAAAAUUUCUCGGCCGAACAGGCUGACAAACAAUAUAAAAAAGGAAGUAAAUCUUUACCAGCUACUCCACUCGCUUCGCCCGCAGGCAGUCCAAAUAGUUCCCCGAAAACUCGUCGACGUGUUCCUUCUAAUCGGUAUUUUACUAGCCCAUUUCUUCUUGAUCGUGAAAAAUAUCAAGGAGGUUGGAUCUUAUCAAGCAUCUUCGGACAAUCUAGGGAAAUUGUUACUGGUAAAAUUGACGAAGAGGACGAAACAGAUGUUUCAGCUCCUUCACUUAAAGCAUUUGCUCGAAAAAAAUCUAUUUCAUCGCAAAAUCUCACAUAUGUCGGAAGUGAUGAAAAACCAGUUGAAAAACCAGCUUUCUCAAAUGUAUUUCAAGCAAAACCAUCAGAAUUAAGAGAGAUGAAUUUUUGGUCCCCGACAUCAAUGUGAACCAAUAUAUAAUAUAAUAUUUUUAAUUCUAUUUAUAUGCGUAUUAUUACUACGUUUUGAGUUUAA
Molecule: messenger RNA, 1141 nt
Organism: Apis florea (little honeybee)
Lineage: Eukaryota; Metazoa; Arthropoda; Insecta; Hymenoptera; Apidae
Source: RefSeq, a predicted model, not a curated record